AGCAGCGGCCUGUCCAUGUCAGUCGGCGUGCGCCGUGUGCCGGCGAUUUCUGUGAUUCAUUUUCGGUGGAGCCGGAUGGUCGCGGUGGCUGCGUCGACCGAGAUGCCUCCCGCGGCGAGGGAGCAGGAAGGGAAGAAGACCUUUGUGGACGAAAUGAAGGCUGCCUCGGUGCGGUUGCACACCAAGGACCAGGCCAAGGGAGGGGAGAAGGAGCCCGAUAAACUGCCAGUCAAUGUGCGGGAGCCUACCGUUGAGGGCUACCUGCAGUUCCUCGUUGACAGCAAGCUCGUCUUCGAGAUGCUCGAGACCAUCGUUGAUCGCGCCGUCGUCCCCUGCUAUGCGGAGUUUCGUAAUACUGGGUUAGAGAGAUCAGAGGCACUGAAGAAAGAUCUGAAAUGGUUCAGCGAACAGGGUCACAAAAUUCCAGAACCAUCUGCUCCUGGCACCGCAUAUGCUUCCUAUCUGGAAGGGUUGUCUGAGAAGGACACGCAAGCAUUUAUCUGUCACUUCUAUAAUGUGUACUUUGCUCACUUUUCUGGAGGUCGAAUGAUCGGCACAAAGAUUGCUGAGAAGCUUCUGAACAAGAAAGAGCUGGAAUUUUACAAGUGGGAAGGCACCCUGUCCCAACUGUUGCAGGAUGUCCGCACCAAACUUAACCAAGUUGCUUCUAGCUGGUCCCGGGAAGAGAAGAACCACUGCCUGGAGGAGACCGAGAAGUCGUUCACCUAUUCCAUGGACCUGCGCCAAGUAUUCACCUGA
This is a messenger RNA of Lolium rigidum, 759 nucleotides long. Its product is annotated as heme oxygenase 1, chloroplastic-like. Gene Ontology annotation, molecular function: heme oxygenase (decyclizing) activity. Gene Ontology annotation, biological process: phytochromobilin biosynthetic process; heme oxidation. The record is from RefSeq and is a predicted model, not a curated record. Lineage: Eukaryota; Viridiplantae; Streptophyta; Magnoliopsida; Poales; Poaceae. Bases 16 to 759 code for a protein of 247 amino acids. The transcript has 5 exons.